This is a messenger RNA of Didymodactylos carnosus, 789 nucleotides long. The record is from the annotation of a GenBank genome assembly. Lineage: Eukaryota; Metazoa; Rotifera; Eurotatoria; Philodinida; Philodinidae.
AUGUUAAAGAAAACAGAGCAGAUUUCAGACACUAUCGUCACCACAACAACAACUAUCACCACCCCUACCAUCGAACCAAGAACCGCUCAAAGACAUGGAACAAAACUGAAAGACAUUGGUGCAUUUAUCCAAUCUGUUACUGGCUGCUUAGCAGCUCUUGGACCGAUCACGGGUACGGUUUUAUGUUGGUGUGGAAUACGAUGUUAUCGUAACGGAGGGGAGUGUAAGAGCGCUUGGUGGUACCCGAAGACGUUAAACGAAUAUCGUCGUCGCCGCGAUGCAGCGCGAGGUAGAGCAGGAAUAAAAUAUUUACGUGGUAUGUUGAUCUAUGCACCACCUGGGACUCAGAUAUUAAUUGCACGAACGAUAUGUGAAAUAUCAGGUGUGAAACCAGAAAUAGUCAAUGGUCCGGAAUUAUUUAGCAACAUGUUGGAAAAAUCCAAAGCAAAAAUAAGGGAGUUAUUUUGCGAAGCAGAAAUAGACGAACAAAGUUUUGGAACAAAUAGCGAUCUUCAUAUUAUUAUUUUCGAUGAGAUUGAUGCACUGUGCAAGCGACGAUCAAUAGUUGGUACUGGAACACGAGAUGCAAUUCAAGAUAGCAUUACUACACAAUUAUUAAUUAACAUUGAUGGUGUCAGUCAGUUUAAUAAUUUUUUAAUCAUUGGCACAACAAAUAUAAAAGAUUCAAUCGAACUGGCUCUCACAAGCCCUGAUCGAUUAGAACAAAUGAUUGUCCACCAGAGACCGAAACGGGUCGGGUCGAGUCCGGUCGUCUCGGGUUCGGGUUAA